AUGGAGAGGUUCGGGGAGCGAGCCAGCCGGCUGCUGGAGAAGCUGAAGCUGUCCGACUCGGGCAGCGCCAAGUUCGGCCGCCGCAAAGGCGAGGCGGGCCGAGCCGCGUCCGACGGGGCCCCCGCCUCGCCCAAGGACCGGCCCGGGCGGCCCGGGGACCGGCCCCGCCGCUUCUCCGUCGAGGCCCCGCGCUUCGAGGCCGUCCCCGCCGGCGGCCGGGCGGCCGUCCAGCCCCGGGGGCCGCCGCCCCCGGACACCGCGGCCCCCAGCCCCCGCUCCAGCCUGGCCAGCAGCUCGGCCAGCGAGGCCAGCAAGCCGUCCAGCCCCCGGGCCAGCCUGCUGUUGGACGGGGCGGCGGCGGGGGCCGGGGGCAGCCGGCCCUGCAGCAACCGCACCAGCGGCAUCAGCCUGGGCUACGACCAGCGGCACGGCAGCCCCCUGCCCGCCGGGGGCCCCUGCUGCCCCUCGGGCCCGCCCCCGCCCGCCGCCCCGGGCCCCGGCCCCGACCUCCAGGCCGCCCUCAGCCGGCUGUGCGCCCAGCGGCUGGCCGGGCCCGCCGCCCAGGACAGCCGACACUCCUACCCGCCGGCCCUGGGCGGCCCGGCCGGGGCGGGGGGCGGGGCGGGGGUCGGGCCCGGGGCCGGGGCCCGGGGGACGGCCCCGGAGCGAAGGGCGGCGCAGCCCGGACGCCACUCGGUCACCGGCUACGGUCACUGCGACACCCGGGCCCGCUGCCAGGACGAGCUGGCCGCCCUGCUGCUGCUGGCCGCCGCGGCCGGAGGGAGGGAGCCCGACCCCCGGAGGGACACCCCCGGAGGGCCCGACCCGCCGGGGCCCGAGGACGCCGCCGGACCCUUCCCCCAGGACGGGCCCCGGGCCCGGCCCCGGGACCACGAGCCCAAGGAGGACUACUUCGGCACCUGUAUCAAGUGCAACAAGGGCAUCUAUGGGCAGAGUAACGCCUGCCAGGCCCUGGACAGCCUCUAUCACACCCAAUGCUUCGUCUGCUGCUCCUGUGGACGGACCCUGCGCUGCAAAGCCUUCUACAGUGUCAAUGGCUCUGUCUACUGUGAGGAAGAUUACCUGUUUUCAGGGUUUCAGGAAGCGGCCGAGAAAUGCUGCGUCUGUGGUCACCUGAUCCUGGAAAAGAUCCUGCAGGCCAUGGGGAAGUCCUAUCACCCCGGCUGCUUCCGCUGCAUCGUCUGCAACAAGUGCCUGGACGGCAUCCCCUUCACCGUGGACUUCUCCAACCAGGUGUACUGUGUCACCGACUACCACAAAAAUUACGCCCCGAAAUGUGCUGCUUGCGGCCAGCCCAUCCUCCCCUCAGAGGGCUGUGAGGAGAUCGUGAGGGUGAUAUCCAUGGACCGGGAUUAUCACUUCGAGUGUUACCACUGUGAGGACUGUCGGAUGCAGCUGAGCGACGAGGAGGGCUGUUGCUGCUUCCCUCUGGACGGGCACCUGCUCUGCCACUCCUGCCACGUGCAGCGGGUCAGCUCCCACCAGCCUCCCGCCAACUACGUCUGAGCCGCCGUCCCCGCUGGACCCUUCCCCCGGGCGCUGGAGGGGUCGGGGGGGUGGCCGGCAGCCGGCCGUCCGGCGACGGCCCGCUCCGGUCGGAGGACGAACGGACCUUUUCUGGCCCCGGAGGGAUGGUUUGCGUUGACCACGACGGCUGAGGAUUUCGGACCCAAGAGCCAGCCCUCCUUCCGGGUGGACAGCAGCAGUGGGAGGGACGCACACAUACACACACAUAUACAGAGCCACACUGGGGUGAGGGAGGCUUGCGGAUGAGGUUUACAAAAUGGAAGCCACAUUUGGCCUCUUAACACCUUAGGAAGUGGAGGCCCCUCGGCCCUGACCUGGCGGACUCUGCCAGUCUCCAGUGCCUUUGCUUGGGCAUCACUCUGCCCGCACUCAUCCCAGAGCUGCCUUGCCCUGGACGGGAGGGGGUACUACCUCCUGAAGUCCAGGGCGAAGAGAGCCCUUGGGCCCCUCCGGAGAAAACCCUCUCCCCAGUCCACCUUGGGUUUCCCUGCCUCCCAGCCCCUGACAGGGAUCAGUAUUCUGGUGGAGGGACAGAGAGGGCGUGGGUCUCUCCCUUCGUGUUUGUCGACUUCCUGCCCUGCUGCCCAUUUCUCAGGGACUCCAAGGCACCGGCUGUGGCAGGUCGGGGACGACCCACCCGGUGGGCGCUCACCCUCGCCCCACCUCCAUCCCGUGACCCGAGCUGGCGAGCGGCUCCGCGCCUCAGAGCGGCCGCCCCCAGCUGACUGAGCUCCGUGGAGCCCCCCGACCCCGGCCUGGCCGGACCCCUGCCCCAAGCUCGGACCCACUUCGGUACCUGCCUCGGGCCUGCCCCUCCCCACACGGGCCCCUCCGGGAUGGGACCCUGCCUGCCCCAGCAGCAGCCGGCCCCCGCUCCCCUCCCCUCCUUCCAUCACGUCUUCUCUAAUUUAUGACUCGAGCUUACACUGGUUCCUCCCAUCUCCCGGCCCCGGGGCCCCCAAAGCCAGACAGGAGGCACUUUGGGGCCACACCUCUGCUCUCAGGUGUGGGUGACUGGCGGGUAGAAAUCCCAUACUUGGAAGGGUUCCCCGGCCUCCGAUCGGUGCCGGAGCACACCCCUGGGGGAGAGCAGGGUGGGUCCCUGGGCUGCCUGCCAGGGGGGCCCCGGGCUUGGAGUCCCGCUUCUCUGCACGUGGAUCGGGAGCCCUUCUCGACCCCUGCCAGGGGCCGGGCCGCCCCCACCAGCCACCUCCCCACGUCCCCGUCACGAGCAGGCCCAGGGUCUGGAUCCGGUUUGGAAAAUUUUCAUUUCGUUUUUCUCCCCUUCUCGCCCUCGCCCUGCCUUCCUCUCACCCAGAGACCGCAGGAAGGACCGAGAAGGAAAAUGCACUUUUUUUUGGUAAAAAUUUGUUUCACAGGUGAAUGAGAAAAAAAAAUAAAAAUUGAAAAAGUCUGGCA
Molecule: messenger RNA, 2967 nt
Organism: Ornithorhynchus anatinus (platypus)
Lineage: Eukaryota; Metazoa; Chordata; Mammalia; Monotremata; Ornithorhynchidae
Gene: AJUBA
Product: ajuba LIM protein
Exons: 9
Coding region: 1-1527 (508 amino acids)
Biological process (GO): regulation of DNA-templated transcription; negative regulation of hippo signaling; positive regulation of miRNA-mediated gene silencing
Cellular component (GO): nucleus; transcription regulator complex; adherens junction
Molecular function (GO): transcription corepressor activity
Source: RefSeq, a predicted model, not a curated record